This is a messenger RNA of Cynara cardunculus var. scolymus (artichoke), 693 nucleotides long. RefSeq lists its product as uncharacterized. NCBI's taxonomy places the organism in Eukaryota, Viridiplantae, Streptophyta, Magnoliopsida, Asterales, Asteraceae. The transcript is spliced from 5 exons. The record is from RefSeq and is a predicted model, not a curated record. The coding region runs from base 190 to 693 and encodes 167 amino acids.
UUGUCGUCUCCGACGAACCGGCCGUGAGGAUCACAGGAAUUUUUGACUUCAUCGGAGAAGAUCUUCUUCAAAAUAUGAUAUCCGGACUUCCGGCUUCUUCAUUUGACUCUAUAUCUAUAAUAUUUGUACUCGAAAUUAUGAUGAUCCAACGAUUUUCGCUCUUUCCACGCCAUUAUCGUCGUUGUUGCCAUGGAAGAAGUGUUGAAUAAAGCUAUGUCUGCGCCAAUUGAUCCUCAUUUUCUCCGUCGCCUCUGUCGGUCCGGCUACACCAGGCGGCCAACUAACUCAUCAUUGCAAAGUUGGGCUCAAAAGUUCCUGUCAUUACCAAAGUUCCCUCUGGAUUCGUUGGAAGAGAUGUGGCUUCAAAUGAAUUUAAAGAGAUUUAGUGGGAAAUUACAGAGGAUGAUGACAACGAUCUGGUGUUUCUUUGAAAGAGUUCAAAGUGAGCAGUUAUCAAGGUUGAAAAAUGCGUUGCAUGGGGGUGAGGCCAAGCCUUGCACGCCACGGAUAGGACACGUCGUUUUUCAAGACUGGACAGAAGGCGGCAAAUAUGGGGUGAAAGGUGAGAAAGUCCCAUUUUCAAAGCAACUAGAGGUAUAUGAUAUUUUGUUUGUUGUACAAAUACCUAAUCCUUUUCUUUUGGUAACCCCGGGCCAGCUUAUGUGCACCUCGACUAAUCCCAUGGAGCUUUGA